This is a messenger RNA of Postia placenta MAD-698-R-SB12, 486 nucleotides long. RefSeq lists its product as hypothetical. The record is from RefSeq and is a predicted model, not a curated record. The transcript has 2 exons. Lineage: Eukaryota; Fungi; Basidiomycota; Agaricomycetes; Polyporales; Adustoporiaceae. The coding region runs from base 1 to 486 and encodes 161 amino acids.
AUGAACCUCCGUGGCGGUGAGUCAUGCAACGACGCGAUCCCGUCUUCUGAAUCCGUCUGGUCUGCUGCCCGCACGCACCACCAAUAUCGCGGAGUGAAGCGCGGCCAAAUGCGGCGCCUCGCGCAUCCCAUAUCGCUCGAAGGCGGAAAGAAGGCCCCUGGCAUCCAUGCUGGCGCGCGCGCAUCGGGCUUCUAUCGCACAGUCACACCCACCCGGCACGGCCCUACGCUGCGCCGUCGCGCCGACCCGGCAGGGCGUCCGACAGACGUGUCCCCGCUGCACCACCGGGGACCUGCCCGAUCGGGCGACGCCGAUGCAGCGGAACCACAGCCGCUGCGAGGGUGUCAGACACGGCUUCCAGCAUCCAGCAUCGCGCAGCUGCACUUCUCCGAACCGGGCGCUGUUCCCUCGAGGCUGCGGCCCGGGCCUGGGCUGCUCGCCUUCUCCGUGCUGCUAUCUCAGCUUCUCGCGGCGGCAGGAACAUGA